Oryza brachyantha (malo sina) is the source of this 624-nucleotide messenger RNA. RefSeq lists its product as uncharacterized. NCBI's taxonomy places the organism in Eukaryota, Viridiplantae, Streptophyta, Magnoliopsida, Poales, Poaceae. The record is from RefSeq and is a predicted model, not a curated record. The transcript has a single exon. The coding region runs from base 1 to 624 and encodes 207 amino acids.
AUGCCUUGCAUGAUGGUGCAAUCCGCCGGCAUCAGAAGUCUCCGCCGCGAGAUGGAGACCAGGAGGAGGAGGCCGGAGCUCGCGCCGACGGGACGUGUCGCGGAGAAGUCGCCCAAGGCCAGCGCUCCACGCCCCCGUUCGUCCACGUCACCGCCGACGACGACCCCGCCCGCGCCAUGCAGCGCCGGCGCCGCGGCGGAUCCCCGGGCGCGCGUCGUCCUGCCAUCAUCCGCCGACGAGCGCUGCGUCAUCUUGGCCCUGCCGGCUCCCGUCCCUUCGAGACGCCCCGCCGCCGCCGCCGAGCUGCCGAUGAUCAAGAAGGGCACGCAGGUGAGCGUGCGCACUCGUGUCGGGGAGGUCAGCUCGGGGGUCCACCUCGUGCUCAGCCUCGACGCGGUCGUCGUCUCCGACGAGGAGGACGGCUUCCUCGACGUCGUCUACAAGGCGAAGUUCCCGCUCGACGAUCCCUUCCGCCCCGUGCGUGUUGCCACGGACAAAGUUAUGGUGAUCCCGCCGGCCGCGCCGUCCAUCGCUUCCACCACAACUACCAAAGCCGCCGCGCCACGAUGCUCCAAGUCGGCGGACAAGGGCGGCGCGAGACCGGCGACCGUCGCCGGCAAAUGA